Messenger RNA from Mesocricetus auratus (golden hamster), 1750 nucleotides. It is a transcript of the gene Pter, whose product is annotated as phosphotriesterase related. Gene Ontology annotation, molecular function: hydrolase activity, acting on ester bonds; zinc ion binding. The record is from RefSeq and is a predicted model, not a curated record. Gene Ontology annotation, biological process: catabolic process. The transcript has 5 exons. NCBI's taxonomy places the organism in Eukaryota, Metazoa, Chordata, Mammalia, Rodentia, Cricetidae. Bases 122 to 1171 code for a protein of 349 amino acids.
CAGACCUAGCUCAAAUUCUCAGGGGAGCAGGCGGCGAAAGGCAGGAGGAACGAAACUCCGGAACCGGUGCAGGAGCUGUGGGCCCGGUAGGAAAGGGAAAAUCCUUUUGCCACUUCCAGAAAUGACUUCCUUAAGUGGGAAAGUGCAAACCGUUUUGGGUCUUGUAGAACCAAGCAAACUGGGACGCACCUUGACCCAUGAGCAUUUAACAAUGACCUUUGACAAUUUUUACUACCCACCUCCUCCAUGCCAUGAAGCUACCUCCAAGGAACCUAUCAUGCUGAAAAAUCUAUUCUGGAUUCAGAAAAAUCCUUAUUCCCAUCAGGAGAACCUUCAGUUGAAUCAGGAGACAGAAGCCAUAAAGGAAGAACUGUUAUACUUCAAGGCUAAGGGUGGAGGUGCUAUGGUGGAAAACACCACCACUGGGCUCAGCAGGGACGUGCAAACACUCAAGUGGCUAGCAGAGCAAACUGGGGUCCACAUCAUAGCGGGAGCUGGCUUUUAUGUUGAUGCAACCCACUCAGCAGCAACCAGGGCCAUGUCAGUGGAGCAGCUUACAGAUGUCCUUAUUAGUGAAAUUCUCCGUGGAGCUGAUGGAACCAGUAUCAAGUGUGGAGUUAUUGGAGAAAUUGGCUGCUCCUGGCCUUUGACUGACAGUGAGAGAAAGGUGCUUCAGGCUACAGCUCAUGCCCAGGCUCAGCUUGGCUGUCCUGUCAUCAUCCAUCCUGGAAGAAGCCCAGCUGCACCGUUUCAGAUCAUCCGUAUAUUGCAAGAAGCAGGUGCAGACAUCUCUAAAACAGUUAUGUCCCACCUUGACAGGUCUAUAUUUCAUAAGAAACAGCUGCUGGAGUUUGCUCAACUUGGCUGCUACUUGGAGUAUGAUCUCUUUGGUACGGAGCUCCUUAAUUACCAGUUCAGCCCAGAUAUCGAUAUGCCUGAUGAUAACAAAAGAAUUAGAAGGGUCCGUUUCCUGGUGGAUGAGGGCUAUGAAGAUCGGAUUCUCGUGGCACACGACAUACACACGAAACACCGACUGAUGAAGUAUGGAGGCCAUGGCUACUCACAUAUUCUCACCAACAUUGUUCCUAAGAUGCUCCUCAGAGGAAUAACUGAGAGGGCAGUUGAUAAGAUCCUCAUAGAAAACCCUAGACAAUGGCUGACUUUUAAAUAGAAUGACUGUUUAUGAACACAGACCUAGAGUGCAGAGAAUAUUAGGUGAUUUCCAAUCUACUAUGACACGUUAAUCCAAGCUAUACAGGACCAAUGACUGAUCACUUCCCUCCUAUGAGAAACUCGAUAACUAUCACAGGGAAGUCUCUGGUGGGGGCUACUGGGUUUAAGUGAGUCCUAUUGUCUUACCUUAAUAAAACAAAUACAAAAGAGUGUGUUUCCAAACAAUAAUUUAGAGAUAUAUCUCCCAAGAGGCAUUUUGAAUCUUUUUCCCCCUGACUCUAUCAUCUAUAUUACUUGAGAAAAAUUAUAGUGUUUCUAGUUAAGUUGCCCCCUCCUGGAGCAAUCUAAUGUUUCUUGUAAUAUUGAUGAUCCUACUAAUUAUCCUGCUGUUCUUUAAUUAAUGCUUAAUGAAUAAUAUGGCAUUUUCAAAUCACUUUUGCAACAAGGGAAGUUAAAUUUUGAGACUUUUUUCCAAAGGAAACUGCAAUAAAAUUACCAGUUCACAACAAUAAAAAUAUUUUGGAAGGUUAACUGUGUCUUGCACCUAUGUAAACUUAUAAUAAAUCAUUAUCACUGA